Austrofundulus limnaeus is the source of this 2047-nucleotide messenger RNA. Its product is annotated as zona pellucida sperm-binding protein 1. The record is from RefSeq and is a predicted model, not a curated record. Lineage: Eukaryota; Metazoa; Chordata; Actinopteri; Cyprinodontiformes; Rivulidae. The coding region runs from base 16 to 1950 and encodes 644 amino acids. Gene Ontology annotation, cellular component: egg coat. The transcript has 13 exons. Gene Ontology annotation, biological process: binding of sperm to zona pellucida; prevention of polyspermy. Gene Ontology annotation, molecular function: structural constituent of egg coat; acrosin binding.
CUCGUUUGGGUCCAUAUGGCUUUGCAGCGGGUCGAGCUGCUGCUGGUUCUUACUGGGACUCUGAUGCUGGUGUCGGUUCGGGGAUGGGAACGGAUCAACGACAGGGAGCUCGCGUUUUACGAGACUGGUCAGUGGAGCGAAACCCUCAGCUUUACAACAGACGAGGAUGACUUUUAUGAAGGCAAAAUUCUGAUGGAAUCUGAAAGCAUUGCCAUGAAUGAAACAUCUCCUGAGGAUACAUUUCAGGAAGCUGAAGAUGAUGAUUACCACGACUACGACAACUAUGAAGAUGAAACUUUUGAAGUUGAGGGUUCUGCAACCAUUGACACGGUGGAUUCUGUUGCCAGCCUGAUGCGUGGAAAAGGUUCUGACGGAAGCGACUGGUUUGAUGAAUUUCGUGUGGAGUUUGUAAACGCCCCUCUGAAGAGAUGGAUUGGCUGCGCAAGUUCUGAAGAAAUAAAUGUGGCUUGUGAGGAGGAUAGCUUCCAAAUCACUCUUCCUACAGGUCGACUAAGUGGGAUCCAAGUUUUGGGCUUUACGAACAUUUCUGUGGAGGAUGCUCCGGAGUACUGUGGUUACCGCUGGAUCCACCACAAGAACAUCCUGACUGUACACUUCACUGGGUGCAAUGUGAGAGAAGAUGUGGAAGACGUUUACAGUCUCCAGCUGUCCWUCGCCGUCUCCGGUCAGACCAGAGAGUUUUGUGUAUUUUGCAUUGAGAAGACAAAAUUUGACCCUGUCCAGUUUYCCCCGACUUUUCACAAACACACAAAGUGCAUUAAAUCAGUCACUCCCAAACCCUUGAAGUGCGUUCACAAAACCACAGCGCCACCAAUGGCAACUGAUAAACCACCGAUUGUUGUGCCAAGGAAUUGGUUUCCAACAACGUCAGUGCCACCAACGACGACAGCCGCGCCCGAGAAGUUAAAUUCCAGAAACAAAAUAACGUCCCCACAGAAGCCUCACAAUUGUGCCGUUGAUGUUGAGGAGCAGAUUUCUUGUGGUCACUCAGGAAUAUCCCCAUCAGACUGUGGGAAGAAAGGAUGCUGUAUGGAUAUGUCUACAGAAAACUGCUACUACCCGCUUGACGAGUGCACCGCAGAUCAACACUUUGUUUUUGCAAUUCGCCACGAUUGUGCAGACAUCCCCGUGGACCCCAGAAAGCUUGUUGUUCUUGGGAGUCCUCUUUGUAAACCGGCUAUCGUUAAUAAUGAGGUCGCCAUCUUUAAGAUCAAACUUGAAGAUUGUGGAGUCCACUCUUAUGAUGUUGGUGGCAUGAAGAUCUACCUGAUUGAAGUGCACACUGUUGUCAAUGCUCUGAACCUCAAGUAUGGAAUAAUAACAAGGAGUGAUCCGCUCAGGUUUUUGAUUGAGUGUCGCUACAGCAACCCUGGUUAUGCUGAUGCUGAACCAUCAAUAGCCAGUGUAGGCUACAUGGUCAAGACCCCAACUUCCAACUUGCCGUCAUCGGUCAUCUCCAGUGGCUUAUAUGAUGUAGAGCUGAAGAUUGCUAAAGAUCACACAUAUUCAAGUUACCAUCCAACGUACCAUCAGCCCUUGCAGCUGCUCCUCGGCCAUCCGGUGCAUCUUGAGUUGAACCUGAAGUCGUCUAAACCAGAUGCAGUCAUUCUCGUCAACUACUGCUUGGCUUACCCUCGCAAUGCAAAGAAUGCUUUGGUGUUAAUUCAUGAAGGGUGUGCCAGUUCCAACGAUCCCACUGUGUCUGUCCUUAAAGUUGACAACCAUCCUAACAAUCUUCAUCAGAAGCGCUUUAAAGUGGAAGCUUUCCAGUUUAUGGAUCAAAAAACAAACAAGUACUUAAAUGAAGAAAUUUACUUCAUGUGCUCCACAGAAGUUUGUGUGCCAUCAGAAAAGCCUUGUGAACAGCGAUGCUUUGAUGGAAAUGUACCAWAGGGAUUCAGGCACAGACCGACUGGAUAUGAAUAUUGAACUGCAAAAAUAAAUGCAACUUUUUAUACAACAUUUUGUGCAUAUGUUUAAAAUUGAAUCCUUAAGAAAUUGCAAAAACAGAAGGGGAGGAAGGAGG